AUGAUAAAGGAAGCAAACUCCAUCACUCAAAAUGAAGUGGAAGGUGAACCCACUACCUCCAAACGUCCAGUUAAUCGGAGAUUUCUUUUAUUCAAGAUAGAUAUGUUCGUAUUAUCGUUUGUCUGCUUGCAAUACUGGAUUAACUAUGUGGAUCGUGUUGGUUUUACUAAUGCGUAUAUAUCUGGUAUGAAAGAAGAUCUAAACAUGGUGGGAAAUGAUUUGACUUUGUCUAACACAGUCUUUAUGAUCGGUUACAUCGUCGGCAUGGUUCCUAAUAACUUGAUCUUAUUGUGUAUUCCGCCUAGAAUAUGGCUAAGUUUUUGUACCUUUGCUUGGGGGUUGCUAACCUUGGGUAUGUAUCGCGUUACAUCCUUCAAACAGAUUUGCGCUAUUAGAUUCUUUCAGGCCCUAUUUGAAAGUUGUACAUUCUCAGGAACACAUUUUAUUCUGGGUUCGUGGUACAAAGAAGAUGAGCUGCCUAUUAGAAGUGCUAUUUUUACUGGCAGUGGUUUAGUUGGGUCCAUGUUCAGUGGAUUUAUGCAAACAAGUAUUUUUACUCAUCUGAAUGGUCAGAACGGUUUAGCCGGUUGGAGAUGGCUAUUUAUCAUUGAUUUUUGCAUCACACUACCAAUUUCAAUAUACGGGUUUAUCUUUUUCCCAGGUUUGCCUGAUCAAACAAGUGCUGUUAACAGGCUUUCAAUGACAAAAUUUAUUUUCACUGAACAAGAACUACACUAUGCGAGAAGAAGACUUCCUGCUAGGGACGAAAGUACAAAAUUAGGCUGGUCAACCGUCCCCAGAAUCCUGAAGAGAUGGCAUUGGUGGAUGUUUUCUUUAGUGUGGGUUCUAGGAGGUGAGAAUUUAGGUUUUGCGUCUAAUUCUACGUUUGCAUUAUGGUUGCAAAACCAAAAAUAUACAUUAUCACAAAGAAAUAACUAUCCCUCAGGCAUAUUUGCUGUGGGUAUAGUUUCUACACUUUGUUCUGCAGUAUAUAUAAGCAAGUUUCCAAAAGCUCGGCAUUGGCAUGUUUCCGCUUUUAUAUCCUUAAUUAUGAUCAUCGUCGCAAUUUUGAUACGUACGCGUCCAUUGGAUCCAAAAAUUAUCUUUUCUGCCCAGUAUCUUGGAGGUAUUGCAUAUGCUGGACAAGCGGUUUUUUUCUCAUGGGCCAAUAUUGUUUGCCAUGCAGAUCUUCAAGAACGUGCCAUUGUUCUUGCUUCAAUGAAUAUGUUUUCAGGUGCGGUUAAUGCUUGGUGGUCAAUAUUGUUCUUCUCUGCAGAUAUGGUACCUAAAUUUGAAAAAGGUUGUUAUGCUCUUUUGGCAACAGCAAUUUCAAGCGGGGUGGUAUCGGUUGUUAUCCGCUCGCUACAAAUAAAAGAGAACCUAGCUAAGAAAUCUGUUCCUUACAUAGAUGCUAAUGAUAUUUUUGGAGAAGAAGAUGAUGAUGAUGAUGAUGAUGAGAAUCAGGAUGAAGAUGAAGGUGAAAAUACGUCUGUCGAAUUUGGCGAUGAGGAAAUGACUGAAGUUCCCAAUCCUUUUCAUUAA
This is a messenger RNA of Saccharomyces eubayanus, 1542 nucleotides long. RefSeq names its product Fen2p (gene FEN2). Bases 1 to 1542 code for a protein of 513 amino acids. Gene Ontology annotation, molecular function: pantothenate transmembrane transporter activity. Gene Ontology annotation, cellular component: plasma membrane. NCBI's taxonomy places the organism in Eukaryota, Fungi, Ascomycota, Saccharomycetes, Saccharomycetales, Saccharomycetaceae. The transcript has a single exon. The record is from RefSeq and is a predicted model, not a curated record. Gene Ontology annotation, biological process: pantothenate import across plasma membrane.